This is a messenger RNA of Phytophthora nicotianae INRA-310, 421 nucleotides long. RefSeq lists its product as hypothetical. The transcript has a single exon. The record is from RefSeq and is a predicted model, not a curated record. Bases 1 to 354 code for a protein of 117 amino acids. Lineage: Eukaryota; Oomycota; Peronosporomycetes; Peronosporales; Peronosporaceae.
AUGUGGCUGGAUGAAGCUGGCGCCGCAGCAGUGGAGCUCGAUGCCCUUGAAUAUUCACAAGCUUUCGAGCUCAUGGAUCCGUCGCUGCGGCUUAAUAACGCUAGAUACUUCGGGGCGAAUUUUAAGCCUAGCGAAGGCGAAAUUCACGUGCUGGUGGUGGUUCCGAAAGCCACGGAAGAGCUUGUUUUACCUGCGUUUGAGUAUGAAGACAACCAACGGGAGCAACAAAGCGACGGUGCUGUGGUGUCAGGCGAUGGAAUCGAGAGACAAACCCGUAAACUUAGCGCACCAUUGCAGAUUUCGGACUUGACACUCGAAAGAGGAGUUCCAUCCACCUCGAAAAGCUACUGUUGAAGCGUUUGCUGACCUUCUCGAGCGAAAGUCUGUGAUACUCAUUUGUGCGCCACCUCUAUCUGAAAAA